Molecule: messenger RNA, 1025 nt
Organism: Prunus mume (Japanese apricot)
Lineage: Eukaryota; Viridiplantae; Streptophyta; Magnoliopsida; Rosales; Rosaceae
Source: RefSeq, a predicted model, not a curated record
UGACACGUAGAUCAGCAUAGAAAUGAUUGUCUUGGCACAGCCCCAUCUCACAGAGGCUGAAGGGAUAAGGAAAAUCUGAGAGAGAAGGCUCUCUCUCUCUCUCUCUCUCUCUCCCCCUCUCUCCUCCAACACAGUCAGUUGCGCUCUCUUCCUCUGAAAUGAACCUACCAGAAAAACAGGUUUCAGAAUCAUUGCACUUAAGAUGCUAAUUUAUGGCCCAAAAACUCCAACCCUUGUCCAUAAAAUCCCACAGCCCUUUGGAGGACAAGUCAACAUUAGCACCAACAAGAUUAAUAUAGCAAAUGACAUCAACAUCAGAUUCAGAAGAAGCACUUGUCAUCUCACCAGAGCCACCACCAGCACCAACAGCAGCAGCAGCAGCAGAAGCAGAAGCAGAAGCAUUCUCUUAGCAACUGCAGGCUUGCUUGCAGCUGCUGCAGUGAUAGCUUCAGCUUCAGCUUCAGCAGCAAUGGAGUCUCCUGAGAAUUCUGAGACUCUCUCCAACAUACCCCAGACUCUAUCUGGUGAGUGUGCUUUGCCCACAGAUUGCAAGAAGGCAAGAAUUCAAAGACCAAAAUCAAGAAAGGCAGAGUCUUGCACUAUCAAAUGUGUCACCACUUGCAUCAGAGGAGGUGAUGGCUCACCUGGUGAAGGCCCCUUCAAUGUCAGAAGGCCUCUGGUUGUUUUCAAGCAAGGAUUCAGAAGUCGUCAAUAUUGUUUGGUGGAGUGCUCAGAUAUUUGCAAUUUGAUUAAGGAUGGUGACGAUGGGCCUUGAUUGAUUUUUUUUAAUUUUUUUUUAAAAAGAUCUUUUUGUAACCGGAAAUUGUAUAGCCUUCAGUUUGAUUUCUUGUAAAGGAAGCAAGAGAUGUUCCUUUUUUUUUUCGGGGUUAAGAGUUUAUGCGUUUUACUCAAAUCAAAUAUUGUAAAUUUAACCUUACCAUGAAACUGUUAGUGUUUUCUACGCUUUUGGGAGGCAGAGUGAUGAAGAAGAAAGAAGAAUUUAGAGCAAGCAGAAUUUGGCAAAA